GGCUUUAUCCUUUUUUCCUUUCAGAUAAAAAAAAAAGGUCUUGGCAAGGGACCUAUGGAAAGAAGCCACCAAAAUUCUUCUACUACCCGCCCUACCUACUUAUCGAGAUAGCUAUCGCUAAAGCAUCACCUACUCGUACAGCACCGCCCAACUACACUCGUUUCUACGGCACUUCACCCACCCCUGAACCUAUUUCGUGAACCACUUCGUCAGGUAGUCCACGCUUGCAAUCCGAGCAUCUCCCGCCGGCCCUUUCGAGGUCGUCGCCGCGGAGAUGGAUUCGUCGUCCGCCAGCCGGCCGGCCGCCCCCGAACCUCAGCAAAUCCGCGUCAACUUCACCACCUCGUCUCCCGAUCUCCAAUUGCCCGAGGGCCGGACCCAACUACUCGUCCCAGCAGACAUCAAGCGCUAUGGCCUGUCGCGCGUGCUCAACUCCGAGUCGAUGCUCAACACCCCGGCGCCGAUCCCUUUCGACUUUCUCGUCGACGGCAGCUUCCUGCGCACCUCUCUCGCCGAGUACCUUCGCGCGAGCGGCCUCUCCGCCGAGACCGCCGUCACCCUGCAGUACGUGCGCAGCCUGAUCCCACCCGUCUACGAGGCCAGCUUCGAGCACGACGACUGGGUCAGCGACGUCGACCUGCUGUCCGAGACCUCGCGCGCUGGCCUCUGGUCCACCGCCGCCGGCGUCGCCGCCCAGGACCGCAUUCUGUCCGCAUCCUACGACGGCCUGCUCCGGAUAUGGAACGGCUCGGGCGACGUGCUCGCGACGUCGCCGCCGUCCGCGCUUGGCGGCCACAGCGCCAGCCCCAAGGCCGCCAAGUUCCUGUCCGCCUCGCAGAUCGCCUCCGCCGGCCUCGACCGCACCGUCCGCAUAUGGAAGUACGCCGAGUCCGACGACCGCCUCUCCGGCACGCUGAAGCCGGCGCUCGAGCUGCACGGCCACCGCGCCGCCGUCGAGGCCCUCGACGUCCACGGCCCCACCGGCCGGGUCCUCAGCGCCGGCAGCGACGGCACCGUCGGCCUGUGGACCACGUCGAAGACGGCGGCGCCGCCCGCCCCCGCCAGCGCCCUCCCGCCCGCCCCCGCCAGCGCCCUCCCGCCCGCCCCCGCCAGCGCCCUCCCGCCCGGCGCGGCGUCCUCGUCGAAGCGGCGCAAGAUCGCCGCGGCCUCGGCCGCGCCGCAGCGCGGCCCUCUCUCCCUCCUCCAGCCCCACGCGUCGGCCGCCUCGGCCGUGCAGUUCGACCCGUCGGACCCGACGGUGGGCUACUCGGCGUCGCGGGACCGGACGCUGCGCACCAUCGACCUGACGACGGCGCGCGUCGAGGGCACGAUCGCGACGUCGCACCCGCUGCUCGCGCUGUGCGCGUUCCGCGGCGGCGGCGGCGGCGGCAACGCGGGCUCGACGCUGCUCGCGGCCGGCACCGCGGCGCGGCAGGUGGCGAUCGCGGACCCGCGCGUGUCGGCCGCGGCGCCCGUCGUCAUGACGCUGCGCGGCCACCGCAACCUGGUGUCGUGUCUGGCGGCGGCGCCCGGCGGCGCCGGCCACGCGCUCGUCUCCGGCUCCCACGACGGCACGUGCCGCGUGUGGGACCUGCGCAGCGCGCGGUCGCCCACCGCCGCCGUCUCCGGCGCCGAGGGCGUCACCGGCGAGUCUGCGUACGUCGUCGAGCGCGAGAGCCAGAAGGGCGCCCCGAGGCGCAGCGACGUCCCCGGCCGCGGCGCCAAGGUCUUCGGCGUCGCGUGGGACCGCCGCUGGGGCAUCGUGAGCGCCGGCGAGGACCGCCAGGUCCAGAUCAACAGGGGCCGGGACCUGCUGCCGGCGACGGCGACGGAGGUGGCAGGGAAGGAUUGAGUGGGGGCCGAGUGCGCAUCGUGGUGAUCUUGGGGGCGUGUUUGAAGUACGGGGGCAGAGGCGAGAUUGGAAAGAAGAGAGAGGAACGGGGAGCUGGUAGAUAAAAAUGACAGGUAUAUCUAGUCUAGGAAGAGCGUAUGUGGGAAACACAGCUUAUAC
Molecule: messenger RNA, 2011 nt
Organism: Durotheca rogersii
Lineage: Eukaryota; Fungi; Ascomycota; Sordariomycetes; Xylariales; Xylariaceae
Product: ribosome biogenesis protein YTM1
Exons: 2
Coding region: 275-1852 (525 amino acids)
Biological process (GO): ribosome biogenesis
Cellular component (GO): preribosome, large subunit precursor
Molecular function (GO): protein binding
Source: RefSeq, a predicted model, not a curated record